UUUAUCUGAAGAAACGCUUUGUACUCGCCACUGUCGACCGUUAUUGAACUAAAGCGGGUGAAGGGUGUUUGAUGAUUAUCCGACGGGGAAAGCUUCCCCACGCGCGCCACACGCUCCCGUCAGCUUAACCUUGGAGGCAAUGCUCAGGCAUGCCGAGUUCCAUCGGCCCCCGUGGGACUCGGGGGUUAUGUUUGCGGCAGGAUGCGACGUGCACGGGGAAACAAAACAGGAAAAAAAGGAUGGUUGAUUGAUGGGAAAGUCGGGGCAAGGUACUUGGCAAUCGGCUACCCAAUUUCUGAAAACAACGCUUGGCUGGGGGAAGGGGGUGAGACGAUCAUGACCUCGAUUAAGCUCGGGUGGUUGUGUGCUGCGGUUGGCGCUGAUUGGGCUGGGGACUUCAGGUUCAGCUGGAACGGUUCAGGCUUGUUGGUUCAAUGGUUGAUGUGUUUCUCUGGAUUGGGAGACUGGACGGCCCGGCCGGGUGGGACGGAUGCGUCACGUCCUUCACAAGGUGGGAGAAUAGAGCUGCUAUUCUGGUAGAGGUCGUGGUGGUGGUGGUGACAGCAUCUUCCAUGAUGAAGAUGAUUUGACGCGGGCGACUAAGAGCGGGUUGGCGGAUAUCCGACGAGCUACGAA
Molecule: messenger RNA, 636 nt
Organism: Colletotrichum godetiae
Lineage: Eukaryota; Fungi; Ascomycota; Sordariomycetes; Glomerellales; Glomerellaceae
Exons: 1
Coding region: 202-540 (112 amino acids)
Source: RefSeq, a predicted model, not a curated record